CACCACAGGGGGACGUCGGCGGCGCGCGACGCAGUUCGCAGAAUAAAUGCGGUGGCGCCGGGCGUAGGAGCGCUUCGGCCGGGGCGCUUGUGGGUGUUCGGUCGUUUGGCGGCGUUGUGGCCCGCGCCUGAGCCGACCCUGCUUUCUCACUGUGCCAUGGCGGACGAGGGGAAGUCCUACAACGAGCACGAUGACCGCGUUAGUUUCCCUCAAAGAAGAAAGAAAGGCCGGGGUCCUUUCCGGUGGAAGUAUGGUGAGGGGAACCGUAGGUCUGGAAGAGGAGGGUCUGGCAUUCGAUCUUCCCGCCUGGAGGAAGAUGACAGAGAUGUGGCAAUGAGUGAUGCCCAAGAUGUUCCCCGAAUACGACACAACCCCUAUCCUUCCCGACCCAACCGUCGAGGUGACAGUUGGCACGAUCGAGAUCGCAUUCAUGUUACUGUGCGGAGAGACAGAACUCUUCCAGAGAGAGGAGGAGCUGGCACCAGCCAGGAUGGGACCUCAAGAAACUGGUUUAAGAUUACAAUUCCCUAUGGCAGAAAGUACGAUAAGUCGUGGCUCCUGAGCGUGAUUCAGAGCAAGUGCAAUGUCCCUUUCACCCCCAUUGAGUUUCACUAUGAAAACACACGGGCCCAGUUUUUUGUUGAGGAUGCCAGUACUGCCUCUGCAUUGAAGGCCGUCAACUAUAAGAUUGUGGAUCAGGAAAACCGAAGGAUAUCGAUCAUCAUCAACUCCUCUGCCCCUCCCCAUUCGGUACAGAACGAACUGAAGCCAGAGCAGGUCGAGCAGCUAAAGCUAAUCAUGAGCAAACGAUAUGAUGGCUCCCAGCAAGCGCUUGACCUCAAGGGGCUCCGUUCAGACCCAGACUUGGUAGCCCAGAACAUCGAUGUUGUCCUGAACCGCAGGAGCUGCAUGGCGGCUACGCUGCGAAUCAUCGAGGAGAACAUCCCUGAGCUUUUGUCCUUGAACUUGAGCAACAACAGGCUGUACAGGCUGGAUGACAUGUCCAGCCUUGUGCAGAAAGCACCCAGCCUGAAGAUCCUCAACCUCUCCGGGAAUGAGUUGAAGUCUGAGAGGGAGUUGGACAAGAUAAAAGGGCUGAAGCUGGAAGAGCUGUGGCUCGACGGAAACCCACUGUGCGACACCUUCCGAGACCAGUCUACCUACAUCAGGUCAGUUGUAGCCUCUGUCUCCCCUCCUGGGGACCUUCACCCCCCGGGAGGCUGAGCUAAUAUACCCUGACCAGUGCCCGUCUGCAGGAGAUGUGCAGCCCUGAGCUGGAACCAAGUGUCCUUUGGGAGGAUCACGUGCUCCUCCCUUCGUCUGUCCGUGUGUCCCAGCUUGACCCCAAGGUCUCCUUCCCUUCCUUCUCCCCUGACUACCUGUUUGCUGUUCUGUGGUCUUUCCUCUUCCCGAACACAGCCUUUUCUAGAGUCUCCCCACCCUGCU
Messenger RNA from Enhydra lutris kenyoni (northern sea otter), 1446 nucleotides. RefSeq names its product nuclear RNA export factor 1. Gene Ontology annotation, cellular component: nucleus; cytoplasm. The record is from RefSeq and is a predicted model, not a curated record. The transcript has 10 exons. Lineage: Eukaryota; Metazoa; Chordata; Mammalia; Carnivora; Mustelidae. Gene Ontology annotation, molecular function: protein binding; RNA binding. The coding region runs from base 157 to 1224 and encodes 355 amino acids. Gene Ontology annotation, biological process: poly(A)+ mRNA export from nucleus.